Messenger RNA from Plasmodium berghei ANKA, 1878 nucleotides. Its product is annotated as glutathione synthetase. The transcript has a single exon. Gene Ontology annotation, molecular function: glutathione synthase activity; ATP binding; glutathione binding. Gene Ontology annotation, cellular component: cytosol. Gene Ontology annotation, biological process: glutathione biosynthetic process. The coding region runs from base 1 to 1878 and encodes 625 amino acids. NCBI's taxonomy places the organism in Eukaryota, Apicomplexa, Aconoidasida, Haemosporida, Plasmodiidae. The record is from RefSeq and is a predicted model, not a curated record.
AUGGAAAAAGAAAUAAACAAUUUUUAUGAAAUUAUUCAAAAGGAAAUAAUAAAUUAUUUCCUUGUACCAAAGGGAAAAAAUGAAUAUUUAAGUUACGAAAGAAUAAAUAUAUUGAUUCAAGAUUUAGUAGCUUCAUUAAAUUCUAAUGGUUAUUUUAUUUAUGCAAAAUCAAUUAACGACGAAAAAAGAGUAAUAAAUUACAAUACAGUUUUAUCUUCCCCUCCUAAGCUGUUUUCUUUCAUAUUAUUGCCCCAAAAAUUAAAUAUAGAUUUAUUAAAUUUAUGCAAAAAAUGUACAUUACUUUUUUCCGAAAUUUUUGAUAAUAUAGUUUGUGAUCUACCUUUUUUAUUAAACGCAUUAGAAAAUAUAAAAGGAAAUGAUGAAUUUUCUAAAAAAAUAAUAGACAUAUGUGAAAAAGUAUAUCUAAGUAAAGAAAACGGAAGAAAUAUAAAUAACGAUAUUCGAUGUAUAAUUGGUAGAUCAGAUUAUAUGAAACAUGAUGGAAAUUUAGGAAAUGAUAGUGAAAUAAAACAAAUAGAAUAUAACACAAUAUCAGUAGCUUUUGGUAAUUUGUCAAGUAUUAUUUUUGAAGCGCAUAAAAAUAUGAUAAAAGAAAUAUAUAAAGAAUAUUUUCCUUACAUGACCGAGCAAAAUAAAGAAGAAAUAUUUGAAAUUUUAGACAAAAAAUUUGAUAACAAUUUUCUUCAAGGUAUUUCUACCUGUAUAGAGAAAUCUCAUAAUAUAUAUAUUGAAAAUACUAAUAAAUUAAAAAAUAAUAAAAUAGUAACUAUUUGUAUAUUACAUGAUGAUGAUAUAAACAGUUUUGAUAAAUAUCAAACGAAAUGUGAGCUAAACAAAUUAGGAAUUAGUCAAAGAUAUUUUACAGUAAAACAAUUGCAAAACUUAUUUGAAAAAAAAAAAAUAUUCUUAAAUUACACAAAUGAAACAUUGAACGAAUCUAUAGAUCGACUUAUAAAUAAUAUUAAUGGAUGUAAUGAAAAAAACAUAAGACCUGGAAAAUUAAUGAUAAAUUUAAACGAUGAUGAUAUAAAUGGUAAUAUAUUUGAACAAUAUAAAAAAAAUAUUUUCGAAGUUAGUGUAAUUUAUUUUCGAGCCUUAUAUUCACCUUUACAUUAUAAUGAAAUUGUAUGGAAAUUAAGAGAAAUGUUAGAAUUUAGUGAUGCUGUUAAAAUUCCUUCUUUGCCUUAUCAGUUAGUUGGGUUAAAAAAGAUUCAAAUGUUAUUAUUAGAUGAUGAAAUAUUAAGAAAAUAUAUUUCUAUUGAUUUAAAUAAAAAUAAAAAAUCAGAAGAACAAAUAUUGAAUGAUAUGAGCACGUUAAAAAAAACGUUUGCUUUACAAAUCGAUCCAUCAUUAAAUAAACAUUCUGAUAUUAUUUCUUAUGCAAUUAAAAAUGAGAAUAAAUUUAUACUAAAACCCCAAAGAGAAGGUGGACAAAAUAAUUUGCAUGGUAAUGAUGUUAAGGAAAAGUUAAUGCUUUAUUAUAAACCAGAAGAAAAAAAUAAAUUAUCUUUUUAUGUUUUAAUGGAAAAAUUAUUUCCAUCCCCAUUUCCAACUAUUCAUUGUAGAAUAAAAGAGAUAAAUAAAAAUUAUGAACAAAAAAUGAACCCUUUAUCUGAAGAAAAUCAAUUACAAAAAAAAAAUUCGAAUUAUUGUGAUGAGGAAAAUACACAAUUUAUCGAAUUUUCACUUGAACAGUCAAUUUCUGAAUUUGGAUUUUUUCACAAUAUUAUUUUUUUUAAGGAUAAGAAUAUACUAAAUGAACAAAAAGGAUAUUUAGUUAGAACUAAAAAUGUAAACGAAAAUGAAGGGGGGGCUAUAUGUGGUAUAUCAUCUCUGGAUUCUGUUUUCUUGGUAUAA